Messenger RNA from Peromyscus californicus insignis, 4024 nucleotides. RefSeq names its product family with sequence similarity 222 member A (gene Fam222a). The transcript is spliced from 3 exons. The coding region runs from base 236 to 1594 and encodes 452 amino acids. The record is from RefSeq and is a predicted model, not a curated record. NCBI's taxonomy places the organism in Eukaryota, Metazoa, Chordata, Mammalia, Rodentia, Cricetidae.
UGCUCUCCCCCAGCACCGGCCGGAGCCGCCUUUAUUGUGUUAACCCAUUUGCGUGUCAAGAGCUAUUGUGCGCUUCCUCGCCGCCUGUGCGGUGCGGCCGGCCGAGGGAGGAGGGCUGCGCUGCCGGCCGGUCACCUCCGCGGGCGCCGCCCGCCGCCCUGAUUGGUUGCUAAGCGAUUUGCAUCCAAGGGAUCCUGCCGCAGAGCACGCCCCGCCCGGGGCUCCCCGAUCAGCCAUGCUGGCCUGUCUGCAGAGGACUCAGAACCCACCUGGCCAGCACCUGGCCUGUCCAAGCAAGAGCCUGGAGCUGCGCAAGUGCGAGUCAGUGGCCAGCUCUAUGCAUUCCGCCCGCUACCCAAGCCCAGCCGAGCUGGAUGCCUACGCCGAGAAGGUGGCCAACAGCCCACUGUCCAUCAAAAUCUUCCCCACCAACAUCCGAGUGCCGCAGCACAAGCACCUGAGCCGCACGGUCAACGGCUAUGACACCAGCGGCCAGCGCUACAGCCCCUACCCUCAGCACGCCGCCGCCGGCUACCAGGGCCUGCUGGCCAUCGUCAAGGCUGCGGUCUCCUCCUCUGGUUCGGCCGUGCCUGCUGGGCACACCAAGAGUGUGCUUAAGAGUGUGGAGGGCAAGCGGACUAAACUGUCACCGGCCACCGUGCAGGUGGGCAUCGCACCCUACCCGGUGCCCAGCACCCUGGGGCCUCUGGCUUACCCGAAGCCACCCGAGGCACCUGCCCCACCCCCCAGCCUGCCGGCAGCAGCCACUGCCACCUCCGUGAUCCCUCUGCCGGGCCGGGGCCUGCCCUUGCCACCCUCCAACCUGCCCUCUAUCCACAGCCUCCUCUGCCAGUUCAACCAACAGUGCCAGGCCCCGGGGGCUGCACCGAGCGCCUGUCAGGGCGUGGCUGUGCCCCACCCGAGUCCAGCCAAGCACGGCCCGGUGCCCAGCUUUCCGAGCAUGGCUUACUCAGCCACGGCCGGUCUGCCGGACUGCCGGAAAGGCACAGAACUGAGCCAGGGGGCCACAUCAGCCCUGACGCUGGCUGGGGCCACCAAGCCAGCAGGGUAUGCCGAAGGUGGCCUGGACUACCUGCUGUGGCCCCAGAAGCCGCCCCCGCCCCCGCCCCAGGCCCUUCGAGCCUAUGGAAGCAGCACUGGCACCAGCAAGUCCCCCGAGACUUGUGGCGGGCGGGCGUUCGAGAGGGCCAACGGGUCGCCCCACAACUGUGGCGUGGGACUGCCCACCGGCUUCACCGUGGGUCAGUACUUCGCGGCCCCCUGGAACAGUGUUCUGGUGACGCCGACCAGCGACUGCUACAACCCUGCAGCAGCGGCAGUGACAGAGCUCGGGCCCGGGGUUGCCAGGGAGCUCGCCGGGCCUCCCGCCGACACACUCUCGGGCCUGGCCAGCAAGAGUGUGUGCAAUACCGCGGUGCUGAGCAGCAGCCUCCAGUCGCUGGAGUAUCUCAUCAAUGACAUCCGGCCACCCUGUAUCAAGGAGCAGAUGCUGGGCAAGGGAUACGAGACGGUGGCCGUGCCCCGGCUGCUGGACCACCAGCACGCCCACAUCCGCCUGCCGGUCUACAGAUAAGGUCUGCCCGCCCGGCGGGCACGUGGGACUGACGGACAGAUGGACAGGGUGCUGGGGGUUGGCAGGCCACAGCACAGGCUGGUUACCCUCCGCGCUGCUGCUGCGGUAGGGAGGCAGGUUGACCUCACAUACCAGGGCUUCUCCCCCAACUGGCUGCCCCAGGAAGCAGGGAGGGAUCCAGGGCUGCCUGCAAGGCCGGUCCUUCCUCCACUGAGGCAGGGAGGGAGGACCUUCUGCAGACAGAAAGUUCCUUCUGGGGCUCCAGCAGAGGCGCUCAGACCAGGGGUGCUCCAGUCAGCACACGUCACACACUGGGUUUCUACCCACAAUUCCCUAGUCUCUCAGAAAAGGAGCAGAAGGGAUCCAUAGGAAGUCCCUGGGUCCAAAGUGCCCCCCACCAACUAAUCCAGGUAAAGACUACUCUGACUCCAGACUCCUAGAGGCCUCAGGACAACCAGCCCCCUGUUCCUCCUGACUCUCCCCUCCCCAUCCUUCCUAACAGGAAUCACGUCCCACCCUCCUCUCUACACCCUGGACCAGCCUCUUCUCUGUUCCCUCCAAUACACCUUACAGGGCUGCUGGGAACAGCUGGUGCACUGCACAAGGGCACGUUGCCCAGGGAGACUCCCCUGGCACCCUAGACUUGUAUAUUUAUUACAGUUGUCUGCAUUUCGAGAAAGGGCCACCAUUUCCCUAUUCGCACAAAGAUGUCACAGGGGCUAGCAAGGAGCCUGUAAAUUCAGACUCCGUUCACACGGACGAUCUUGUCUUCUUCCAGUGUGGGGUCUCCUGGGAACUAGUGAGAGGGUGACCUACUGGCUAUAACUGGAAUACCCAAUCCAACUCCUGGUCUGCACCCCACUCCCCACCCCCAGGCCCGGCCUGCACUGCUGUGGGGUAGGGUGGGGUGGGGUAGAUAAACCCCAGAAGUCGUCAAGGCCUGCAGUCCCCUGGCCCCAGCCCGGCCUCCAGGCGCUCGCUCCGGAAGUGGUACCGUAUCUCUCCAAGGCCUGUCCAAGCACUAAGUGCAUUUACAAAUCUCUGAGAAUGUUUUUUUUAUACUAAAAUUGACCAUUAUAUUCUACUGUGAGAAGUGCAGCCUGCACUAUAUUGUUUUAAAAACGAAGAGAAAGAGAAAAAAAAAAAAGAAAACAGAUGUCGUCUCAGCUGUGAGCUUGCUAUGAAGCUGUUUUCAGUCUUGCUGGCUCCCUCCCUCAGGGAGCCACAGGAGGGCACCCCAGGGAGCCUGGCAGGGGUGGGGCGGGAGGGUGGCACACACGGUGUUCCAUGCCCAAGUUACUACAAAACUCUUCAAGCUGGGUGCUGCCCCACGCGUUCUACGUCAUGUUUGGUGGCCAGUGGUCCAUCCACCGGAACAAAAUCGGAGUCAAACCUGAGCGCCCAACGCUCUUUCUAGGGCUGGGGUGGUUUCAAACCCCCCCCCCAAUAAGCCGCGCCCCAGCUUCUGUCUAUCAUCCUCCCGGCCUAAAUGGUGGCAGACUAGCUGGGGACAGGCUUGCCAUCAUUCUGGCCAGCCCAGAGGACACUGGGCCAGACACCUGGCACAUACCCAUACCCUGCCAAUCCUGUCACCGGGAGCUCGUCAUUCACCAGGGACCAGUUGGAACUUGCCAGAGACUCACAAUGUUCUUGGAAGGUGGGAGUCUCUUGCCUAAGGAUAUAAUGCCAUGGACCAGGUGCUCACAUGGAGAAAGACAGGAAACCUGUCCUACGAUCUAUGGGGGAGGGGGAGGUCUGGGCUCCGAGCACCCUAGGUGAGAGCCAGAAAGAGGGUGGGCUUCGUUGCACCCUAUCCCCACCCAUGCUUGUCCCCAGCUCCUCUCCUUUCCAAGAGCCAGAUACCUAUGCCAGGGGAAAAAAAAAAUGGGACCUCCAGUCUGAGGCAGCCCUUCCGCCCCCUGCGGAGCCCGGGCCAGUGUGGUGGGACUUAGGGCAGAGGUAAGAACGUCCCAUGUCAGCCAAGCCCUCAGCUGUGGCUGCAGUCUCCUGAAACCUUUUAGCAACCCAGAGUCCACUCAGAGGGAACAGCCUCCACGUGGCCACGUGUGGACAAGACCAGGCUUUUCCGUGGGAAGUUCACGAGCCGGGCAUAUCUGAUAGCCCAGGGGGAUGUGGGAGACCAGGUUACCCAGAGAAUCAGCAGGUGACAUGACCUCAGUGGCCCAAUCAGGUGAGCAAUGAGAUCACACCUGUUUCCCAGCGCAGACAUAGGACCCAAGGAACACCUGGAAAAUAAUGGCAGCCCCACACCACCUAAAACCAAAGCCAGUGGACACCCAGAGCCGAGACAGACACAGCAGGCAGCUGGACAGGGUCUGAGCCCCAACUGCUACAACCGAGCUGCCCUUAACUAGGCUUUCCCCCGAAAAAAACUGAUAUUGUGAUGAAAUAAAGCAUCAGAAGUAUUGA